UAUACAUAUUUGACACAUCUUUUAGCUUUUAAUCAAUUAUUGAUAAUAUAAUUUAAUUUGGAAAAAAGGGUAAUUUUGUCAUUUCACAUGGGUUCGCCGGAGUUAACGACGACGGAUUUAUCAACGAGUCGGAACACGGCGGCGUCAGGGAGAUCAUCGGUGAUAGAUUCAAUAUGGGGAUGUACGGGGUCGACGAUACAGAAGGAUGAUUUGAGGAAGAGGAUUACGAUACCGGAGUAUUUAAGGGUAGCGAUGAGAGAAGCAAUUCAGAACAAGGAUGUUGAUUCUGUGAUGCGGCAUUACGAUAUGGCUAAUGCUGCCGGAGCUGAACCUCCUCAGCCGUCGGAAUCGCCGAUCGUCGUUUUUAUUAAUGCGAAAAGUGGUGGUAGACAUGGACCUGAACUUAAAGCUAGGUUGCAGGAUCUUAUGGGUGAAGAACAGGUUUUUGACCUUUCAACUGUGAAGCCUGAUGAGUUCGUUCAAUAUGGACUGAGUUGCCUGGAGAAGUUUGCUGCUCUUGGUGACACCUGUGCGAAAGAGACUCGUGAAAAGAUAAGGAUCGUGGCAGCAGGAGGUGAUGGUACUGUUGGCUGGGUUCUUGGCUGCCUUGGUAAGCUUAAGAGACAGGGUCGGGAUCCAGUUCCACCGACUGGCAUAAUUCCACUUGGUACAGGAAAUGACUUGUCCAGGAGUUUUGGUUGGGGUGGUUCAUUUCCUUUUAACUGGAAGACAGCCACAAAAAGAAUUCUUGACAGGGUUGCCAAUGGUCCUAUCUGCCAUCUAGAUAGUUGGAAUCUUGUAAUAUCAAUGCCAGCUGGGGAAGCUCUGGAGACGCCUUAUUCUCUAAAAACUUCAGACUCUGCAUCUCUUGAUCAGGAACUGGAAAUUGAUGGGGAAUUACCAGAGAAGUCGUCCUAUUAUCAAGGAGUAUUUUACAAUUACUUUAGCAUAGGGAUGGAUGCGCAAGUUGCCUAUGGUUUUCACCAUCUACGGAAUGAAAAGCCAUACCUUGCUCAAGGUCCUCUAUCAAAUAAGUUGAUUUACUCAGGAUAUAGUUGCAAGCAAGGCUGGUUCUUUGCACCUUGUAGCAGUGAUCCUGGUUUAAGGGGAUUAAAUAACAUUCUGCGCUUAUAUGUCAAGAAGGUCAAUAGCUCAAAGUGGGAGCAAGUCCCUAUACCUUCAAGUGUUCGGUCUAUAGUGACUUUGAAUCUUCCUAGUUAUGGCAGUGGGAGGAAUCCAUGGGGGAAUUUGAAGCCUGAGUACUUGGAGAAGAAAGGUUUUGUUGAAGCCCACGCAGAUGAUGGAUAUGUUGAAAUAUUUGGCCUGAAACAUGGAUGGCAUGCUUCUAUGGUUAUGGUUGAACUCAUCUCUGCCAAACAUAUUGCCCAGGCUUCAGCAAUGAGGUUUGAAUUACGAGGCGGUGAAUGGAAAGAAGCCUAUAUGCAGGUGGAUGGUGAACCAUGGAAGCAACCUAUGAACAAGGAAUUUUCAACCUUUGUGGAAAUCAAGAAAGUACCCUUUCAGUCUACUAUGGUCCAUGGAGAGUAAAUAUAUCUAUGCAAAUUGUAUUUUACAUUUUCUUUUCUUUUCUUUUUCUGUUCUAGAUAGUUCCUUUUUCCUCUCCGUAAAUUUGUGUAAAGUAAUUCUUUCUAGCUCCCAAGAUCAGGAAACUGAAUCAAUUCUGGGCUAUGUAAUUUAAGAGAUAAUUUGCCAAACAUGUUAACAUUGUAAAUUUAUUCAUGAUUUGGUUAUGUAAAGAGAUUAGUCAAGAAUUGGCACAGCUCUAUAGGUAAAAUGUAUGAUUUAUUUGAGUG
This is a messenger RNA of Solanum lycopersicum (tomato), 1814 nucleotides long. RefSeq names its product diacylglycerol kinase 7. NCBI's taxonomy places the organism in Eukaryota, Viridiplantae, Streptophyta, Magnoliopsida, Solanales, Solanaceae. Gene Ontology annotation, molecular function: ATP-dependent diacylglycerol kinase activity. The record is from RefSeq and is a predicted model, not a curated record.